This is a messenger RNA of Artibeus jamaicensis (Jamaican fruit-eating bat), 679 nucleotides long. It is a transcript of the gene RPS27L, whose product is annotated as ribosomal protein S27 like. Lineage: Eukaryota; Metazoa; Chordata; Mammalia; Chiroptera; Phyllostomidae. Gene Ontology annotation, biological process: ribosomal small subunit assembly; translation. Gene Ontology annotation, molecular function: RNA binding; structural constituent of ribosome. The coding region runs from base 1 to 408 and encodes 135 amino acids. The record is from RefSeq and is a predicted model, not a curated record. The transcript is spliced from 5 exons. Gene Ontology annotation, cellular component: cytosolic small ribosomal subunit; ribosome.
AUGAACACUAGCGCACAGCGCCGCCCCGCGGCCCGCCCCUCCUCUCCCGGCCUCCUCUCUCCCGGAAGUUGGUGCCCGGCGCCCCGACCGCUUGCACCCUGCCAGAGGUGUCGCCUUGGAGAGCUGGACGGCUGGCUUUGCGAAAGGAUCGACAUGCCUUUGGCUAGAGAUUUACUACAUCCGUCCUUGGAAGAGGAAAAGAAAAAACAUAAAAAGAAACGACUGGUUCAAAGUCCAAAUUCUUACUUUAUGGAUGUAAAAUGUCCAGGCUGCUACAAGAUCACCACGGUCUUCAGCCAUGCACAGACAGUGGUUCUCUGCGUAGGCUGUUCGACGGUGCUGUGCCAGCCAACAGGAGGAAAGGCCAGACUCACUGAGGGGUGUUCAUUUAGAAGAAAGCAACACUAAUGAUCCACACAGCUUCCUGAAUUUGUGUUAUAUCACAGAAAGCCUUAUCAGUUUAGUAAUUCUACUUAAUCUACCAAGAUAACAUAAUUACAUUUAAUUUUGUAAGUAUACAACAAUGAUUUCCUAUUUUGGUGUCAGUUUUUCAAUAAAGUUUUGAUUAUGGGAAAAUUCCCCGUUUUUCUUUUUUUCUAAGUAUGUGUGCAUGUUAUAAAUUAAUAUAUAUAUCUUGUAUGUGACUUUGGUUUAAAUGUAUAAAAUAUAUAUAUUCUGA